Esox lucius (northern pike) is the source of this 2707-nucleotide messenger RNA. Its product is annotated as NAD(P)(+)--arginine ADP-ribosyltransferase 2-like. Gene Ontology annotation, molecular function: NAD+-protein-arginine ADP-ribosyltransferase activity; NAD+ poly-ADP-ribosyltransferase activity. Bases 110 to 943 code for a protein of 277 amino acids. Lineage: Eukaryota; Metazoa; Chordata; Actinopteri; Esociformes; Esocidae. The transcript is spliced from 2 exons. The record is from RefSeq and is a predicted model, not a curated record.
ACCAGUAUAAUAAGGCUCCUCUACACGUUGAACAUUUCAAUACUGAUCCUGUAUUCUAUAAGACAACAACUCUCCUUUGCAAGACAUUGCCCUUGGAUAAAUUGACAUCAUGGCAAAAGAUAAGAGCCUAAUGUUUGUUGUGCUAUAUUUAAUUCAUGUUUGGACGCUGGGUGUGGACUCGAUCACAUUCCCACUGGGCAUGACCCCUGAUUCCAUUGAUGACAAAUAUGACAAAUACAGUAGCUGCAGAGAUGUUAUGUAUGGGAAGGUUAACAGGGUUUACCUACCAGAUGAGAAAAAGGCUAAUCCUGAGUUCAACUCAUCUUGGAUGAAAGCAGAGGAAGAAUGGAAAAAGACCGUUCUAGACGAUUCUAAACUGACAAGAGAACAGUUCAUUGCCAUCUAUGUGUACACAAAUCCGAGUACUUCUAUCUUCUCCACCUUCAACACAAUUGUUAGAGAUGGGAGCGCACCAUUCAAGUACCACUCCCUGCACUUCUUUUUGACUGAUGCCAUUCGUACAUUGAACAAGGGGUGUGAGAACACCUACCGCAGAACCACCGUGGAUUUCAAUCCCAAACUAUUUUUUCGUUUUGGCACCUUCACCUCCAGCUCUCGUUCUCCUAAUAUAACAACCUAUGGGAAUGUAUCAUGCUUUAGUAUCAAAACAUGCUAUGGUGCAUAUCUGGAGCCCUACACUGCCACGAAAGAAGAGGAGGAGGUUUUAAUCCCCCCCUAUGAGGUAUUCAAGGUCACCAAUGUCCAGCAAAAUCCACCCAAGAACGAGCCAUUAGGUGACUGUAAAGUAGUCUACACAGUAGAGAGCAUCGGAGUUCAGAGCAACUUCAAUUGCAAAUUGCUUAACAAAGCUGGAUCAAACAGAUCAUCAAACAAAGGCUAUAUCAUGUUGUAUAUUAUGUUGAUAAUAUCUGUACAUUUCUGAUAACCAAAGUGCAAUAAUACAAUUAAAUAUAUAGAAAGGACAGCAGAUAGCAAAUUCCUAGUAUUUGGAAUGUUUGGCCAGUAAAGAUCAGAAAUGUGAAUCCCUUAGUUGACAUUUACAUUUGUAAAGAUCCUGUUAACCACAUGUCACCUGCAAUGUUUGCUUAGUUCAGGCUUUUUUAGUUGUUGUUUUAAUAAACAUGUUGAUGUAUCCAAGGAUUUGUAUCCAAGGAUUUGUUUUGUGUUGGCACAGCGACUGGCCUUCCCCGAUUGUAUCGCCUCUGUAAAGCUGUGAUGUAUGGUCAGCAACCGGAUUGAAUUUAAACAGUUAUCAGAUGGUUAUAAAAGCAAAACCAGGUCAUUAUUGUAUUCCCUUUGUUCCUGUGCUUGGAUGUGUUAACUAUACUCUCCUUCUUGGUCUUGCUCUCUCUCCCUCUCUCUCUCUGUCUUUCCCCUUUUCUCUCUCUCUCUCUCUCUACAGUAGACUUUGUGUUUACGGCCUUUUAGGCCAUGCAUAUGUUCUCUCCAUCCCUUUUUUAUUCAUGUUUGGAUAAAUGGUUUGUUCUUUAAAUAUUGUCUUGUAAUAAUCAUAUUCCCUUGUUUAAUGUUUACGUCUACAAUGUUAAGUGAAUCCAUUUGAAUUAUAAGACUUUUCUCAUAGUCCUCCUUGCCAUGCCUCGGGUUCAAUUGUUAUGUUGAUAAAGAUGUAACGUUGACGAAGGAAGUAGGACACACCCAGGGAGAAUGGAGGAAAAGUAAUACAUUAAACGGAACAGACAGGAAUAAAACAGAAUACUGGUUGAAAGAACUUAAAAAGGAACAAAAUAACAUUUGGAACGUUACAUUUGGGGUAAACCAGAAACCAAGACAUUGGGGAAGUAGGAACUUAAAUAGGGUUCAUGAUGAGGGAAAACAAUAAUGAAUGAAAACAGGUGUCUGUGAUGAAGUGAGGGAGAGAGGAUGUUGGAUUCACUGGUGCAGCUGGCUGCUGUACCAGAACGUGACAAAUUAAAUAUUGGCUUGUGAAUACGUUUUGAAGAAAAGAAAACUAGCUAAACCAAGCACAAUACAGUUCAUAGUAAUAGUUCAUUAAUAACGUCAAUAGACGUCUAAUUAAAGGCCUUUGCUGACAUCAGAUUUAACAGUUGAAAACUCCACAGUGUCCCUCUACUAGAGUGCAAAGAACCGUGGCACAAGGAUCUCUCCAAAACAUCAAGGCAGUGACUCGUUUCAAGGCAGUGACAUGUUUUUGACACCAUUCUACAUACUGUAGGCUUACUAGUAAAAUUAACAUGACGGGGUACUUCACAGUUACUCAGAGCAGAGUAGAUACGACUAUAUCAAUUACAGGAAGGAGCAGAGCGAAAAUUAAAAUUCUACCAACCUCUCUGCUUUUCUAGCAGGCCCCUCCACCAAGAAAAAUCAACAUGUGCCUAAAAGAGAUGUCUAAUUUUAUUCCCAAAAGUCUCUUUGUUCAAACUGCUUACAGGCCUAUAUAUGUAAUUCAGCAAUUGCUUAACCUGCCUGAAAUGCAAUGUAGAUGAGGUUUCCACCUGAUAUAUGUUCUUGUACUGGUGCAACAUGAAAGCUGAAUCACACCAAGCUACAUUGUUUUAAAUUACUUCAAAUAUUAUUUGAACCCGGUCUGUAUGAGAAUGCAACUUGUGACAACGUUGUCACUGAAGCAAUUACUGAAUAAGGAGAUUCACAUCAGAUGAGACUCUGGGAGUAAAAUAUAACAUCAAUGUUUUACAACGGCUGUCUG